CGCCCGGCGUGGGCCGUGUGCUGGGCCCGACACAUAGUCACCCUGAAACCGAUGGAUGAUGCUCUGCAGAAGCUAUCAGUCAUAUUGUCAUCGGCUGCAGCAUGACAUGUAUUUCCUUACAAGCACUAGCCGACUGAAUGAGCAAGUGGUUGAUAAAAUUGUUCUUCAGCUUAACAGAGUCUAUCCCCAAAUUCUUACCAAUGAAGAAGCAGAAAAGUUCAGGAAUCCAAAGGCUUCACUCCAUACCAGACUCUCAGAUCUGUUAAAACACCUCCAAAAGAAAGGAGACAGACACUGUCAGGAGUUUUACAGGGCUCUGCAGAUCAAUGCUGAACAGCUGUUUAAUGACCUGCCAAGCAGGAAAAUCUUGAAAACCCCAGAUCCCACAGAGAUAGACACUGACAAGGAGCAAUAUAUGCUAAAUGACAGGGGCCCGGUGUUUUUCCUGGCGUGUUUCGGCGUGGCUGCAGGACUGGCACUGUUCUGGUACUGCUGUAACUCAGAAACACAAGUCAUAGGAAGAGCCAGGAGAAUCUUGGGCUUUUCUCCUAUUAUCAUAGGAAGACACGUUAGAAAUAUUUGUAUGUUGUAUUUGGAAGACAUAUCAAGAAAUUAAGGAAAAGCUAUCUCUUCACUUGUCUGUACAGUGCACCGGCCAAAGGAAGUCAAUAGUGCAUAAAAACGUCCCAUACUCAUACCAAAGAUUUUAUUAACUAGCUUCAUCAAUAAUUGCCUUGCCUCCAGAUGUAUUCGGAAUUUCAGCUAAAAAUGUCCUUUUUUAUGGGAAUGGACUGUUUAUUUUUGUAAAUGCUUAAAGUAUUUAUCGUUUGUAUAAAAAAUAUUUUUAUUACAAGCUUUAAAAUGAUCUCUUAAGUGAGCAUGAGUCUGAAGCCAUGUUUGCAUAUGUUUUCUAUACUGGAAUGAAGGAUCACAACUGUUUGAAGAACUCUGGCCUGUCUUUUGUGAGAAUUAAUUUAGGAAAAGAACUUAAACACAUGCCCUCAAAGCCUUACUAAGAAAUGGAUCUCUGUCUCAGAA
Molecule: messenger RNA, 1038 nt
Organism: Sturnus vulgaris (Common starling)
Lineage: Eukaryota; Metazoa; Chordata; Aves; Passeriformes; Sturnidae
Gene: CARD19
Product: caspase recruitment domain family member 19
Biological process (GO): regulation of apoptotic process
Cellular component (GO): mitochondrion
Source: RefSeq, a predicted model, not a curated record